Fonsecaea monophora is the source of this 318-nucleotide messenger RNA. RefSeq lists its product as hypothetical. NCBI's taxonomy places the organism in Eukaryota, Fungi, Ascomycota, Eurotiomycetes, Chaetothyriales, Herpotrichiellaceae. The transcript has a single exon. The coding region runs from base 1 to 318 and encodes 105 amino acids. The record is from RefSeq and is a predicted model, not a curated record.
AUGCCAGGCCACAUUCUCACAGGCGACGCCUGCUGCGCACCUGUUUUUCAGUCACCUUUCCCCGUGACGCUGCACACCGGUUUGGGCUGCGUUCAACCAGGACUUGGCUGGAACCUGCGACCAAAUGCAUCCGCGGCCGGAGGCGAGUUUGCAGGCGAAUACCCCACGCUGAAACCAAUGGCGUACGUUGGGCCCAGAGGGGUGAAGUGGAGCGUCUUUUCAGCCGCACUCUUGGGGACGGAGUUGGUUCCAGAAUUCCUGCAUGCGUCCGCUCAGGAGAAGAGGGAGGCGCAUCUAACAGGGGUGACAAGUGCGUGA